CCUGGCGUCCUGACUCCCUCCAUUGAGGCCUCUCAUCCUCGAGGGGACCCUUCUGUUGAAUCCCCUUCACUCCUUGAACAUCGUCAAUACCCUCCACAUUCCCGCCUACUCACCGGCUGACUUCGACUGGGUCCGGUUUGCUGGUGGACACCUCCCGAUUAAGCUUAAGCGCGAGGAUAACCCCCUCCCACCCUCGCACCAUCCCACGCGCACAACUGGUGUGCAAUACUCUCGGCAGUCGAGUCCGGGUUUUCGGUCAACUAGCGCCCAGCAACCUGCAAUCCCUGUACUUCGAAAAAAUCGACCCGCGCCCUAUUGGGGGUCUAUUGAGGAAACGUCAUCUAGCUAUUGGGCCACGGGCACAUAGUCACUAUGGGGGAAAGCACACAGCGCCAGUCCUCAGGGCUGGGUUCGGGCUGGAAGCACUCAGCCUGGGCUCUGUUGACGGCGCAGUACACGGCAUUUGCCCUGUUAUUGCAUUAUUCUAGAGUGAUGUCGCCAGCGGGCGGCAAACGGUAUCUCACGUCCACCACCGUUUUCUUCAACGAGGUGGCCAAGCUAGCCAUCUCCUUGACCAUGGCGCUGUACGAGGUGUCGAAGACAGCCCCUCCCUCCGUCCCCGCGACCUCCCUCUUCUUUUCUCUUACAACCACCAUCUUCUCGGGCGAUAGCUGGAAACUUGCGAUCCCUGCUUGCCUGUAUACAAUUGCGAACUCGUUGCAGUACAUCGCGCUGUCGAACCUACAACCAGCGGCCUUCCAAGUGUCCUAUCAGUUGAAACUGAUCGUGGUGGCUAUAUCCGGCCUGGUGCUGUUCAAGAGGUCCAUAUCGUUGCGCAAGUGGGGCUUGCUGGUGCUUCUCGUGGUGGGGGUCGCUCUGGUGCAGAUGCCCACGGGCAACCCCGAUGAGAUCACACUCCAGGACGAGGCCGCGCAUCUCGCUUUCCCGCGGUCCCUGGAAGAAUGGAAAGCUGCGAAGCUGGGACGCGAGAACCUGCACAAGCGUUCCGCAACUUAUGAGGGGAUUGAAGAGGAUAUGAUGACCGCCAACCCCAGGAUGAACGCUGCAGUCGGCCUCUUGGCGACCGUUGGCGCCUGCCUCGCCUCCGGCCUUGCGAGUGUAUAUUUUGAGAAAGUCCUCAGGGACAGCGCGAAGUCGACGUCGCUUUGGAUUCGCAAUGUGCAGUUGGCUGUGUACUCGAUCUUUCCCACGCUUUUUAUCGGCGUUGUUUUCUUAGAUGGAGAGAAGGUCGCCGCUAAUGGCUUCUUCGAGGGAUAUAACUGGGCGGUUUGGUCUACCGUUCUUGUCCAGGCGAUUGGGGGAAUUGCAACAUCCUUCUGCAUCGGCUAUGCACAUCGCGAUGCGAAGAACAUGGCCACGGCCGCCAGCAUCGUUCUCACUACGUUGGGCAGCAUCUGGCUCUUCGAACUCGAGCUUACUGCCAAUUUUCUUCUUGGGUCAUUCGCCGUACUCGUGGCAACCUGCCUUUGCGAAGAUUCGAGCUCGUUAGCUGCCCAGGCCAAACGUCCGGUUCUUCGACCGCCUCCAAUCCGCGUGGAUCGUUAUGAAAAAGAAACCAACAGCGAGAAUGCUUCCCCAGCCUCGCCUUCACCCGAUGAAAUCUCGAUCAAGCUCCCUGGCACGCCAUUCCUGUCCGAUGCCGGGCUGUCUACAUCUAGGCCUACAUCUCCUGGUCAUGUACGAGUCGGCCGCACCCCGAGCAGUGGGUAUUUUGACAAGCACCAGCAGCACCUACGAGAUCACUGAAUCCCUCGCGGGAUAAGUCAUCCAUUUGCUGCGUGAAUACCACCCUUCGCUCUGUUGUAUCAUGUCACCUGGAAGUAAAUAAGGAUGGAUAGAAGCGAUGAUGCCACUUACGUCUUUCAUCGAAUAUGUCUCAUUUUCGUGUAUUUUAUUCGUUUCCACACCUGUUGAUUUAUAUUUUGACCAGUAUUGGGUUUUGAUAUCUCUAUACCUAUUUCUUUCAAUAGCAGUUUUACAGCCAUGGAUCU
Aspergillus heteromorphus CBS 117.55 is the source of this 2012-nucleotide messenger RNA. Its product is annotated as putative UDP-galactose transporter. The coding region runs from base 373 to 1767 and encodes 464 amino acids. The record is from RefSeq and is a predicted model, not a curated record. The transcript has 4 exons. NCBI's taxonomy places the organism in Eukaryota, Fungi, Ascomycota, Eurotiomycetes, Eurotiales, Aspergillaceae. Gene Ontology annotation, cellular component: Golgi membrane. Gene Ontology annotation, molecular function: UDP-galactose transmembrane transporter activity. Gene Ontology annotation, biological process: pyrimidine nucleotide-sugar transmembrane transport.